Molecule: messenger RNA, 1350 nt
Organism: Kwoniella shivajii
Lineage: Eukaryota; Fungi; Basidiomycota; Tremellomycetes; Tremellales; Cryptococcaceae
Exons: 2
Coding region: 1-1350 (449 amino acids)
Source: RefSeq, a predicted model, not a curated record
AUGUCAUCAUGUCCCCUUCGUCCUAGACGACGUCCGCUAUCGACUGAGAGCUCUGGUCCUUCUUCCACACUGCCAAUCGAGAUUCCCAAGUUCGAAGCACGAGUCACUGAACUUGGUGCUUUGACGCCAAAUCGGAUUUCCUUUAUCGAGCGUCUGAAGGUUGACCACCUGGAAGAUACUCCUUCACCACUCAGAGAUCUGGAAAAGGGAUGGAAGGAUACUAGAAGAAGAAGGCUUGAAGGGGACAAGAGGUUGAUGGAAGCUAGAAGCCAAUUACCGGGUGGCAGACCUGUAUCUAAUACGAAAGGCAAGGGCUUCAAGGAAAAUAACGAAUAUCGUUCAUCCAGCAAUCAAAACAAUGUACGGUUCACCACGUUCUCGACUUCCGCUCCGUUGACUCCACCGACCACACCACCGCAUUCUCCCAGGUGCUCCUCGAAUCUCUUCCCUAAAAACUCUGAUGAAGUCGUCAUAAUCCCUGUUCCCGAUCAACCUAUCCGGACAACCAUAGAGAUCCCUCAGGCAGCUGUACGUCGACCGACUACUACCCUUGCGCGACUCACUCCUCAACAGGUAUCAAAGCCGACCAUCCAUCCUAUCCUGGCGUAUCCUCUUCCACCUACCCCCCGCCCUGUGCCCCUAAUCCAAGGCAAGAUUGAUACUAUAUAUAUCUUGACUUCAUCAUCCCCUUUCGAGCUAAUCCUGCUGCUGGAUGGAGGAAAGCGAAUCAAAAUACUUCGCGGGGGAAGAGCAAUCCAGACAUCCACCGAAGCAAAAAAAGACGGACAAAGAGUACUUGACUUAGCAAAUACGGCUGAUUGGACUAAAAAGGAUGAGAGGGAUUGGGAGAACGUCAGAGCUAUCGUUGAAAGAUUCAAGAGAAUCACCACAAACGUCAAGAUGUAUCACUCGCUAGGCAACCUGUCGAUUACUUGUUCAUCGCCUUCCGAUCUAAUACUGAGUUUCCAAGUUGAUUCAGACCCUUUGAGUAGAAUCUCGCCAAAACGCACAUAUGAAACGACUUUUACUGGGAAGAGAAAUGUAGUGGGAAAUGGAGAGAUCAAAGUCCGACUAGUUUACUCAAGACUGAUCUCCGAGUGCAGAAUCGAUACUACUACAGUAUUGAGAGACAGAAGACACGACGAGAAAUUAAGGACUAAACGGAUUGUCGCUGUAUCCCAAAGCCUCGGUCGACUGCAUUACGCUAAGUUAGGCCGAACAGAUAUUGAAGAUGUAGGAAUACACUUGGGACUGUUGAGCAAUUUCAUAGACUGGAGGGAAGAAGAGAAGGAGGCCGUUAGGAGGUUGUGGGCCUUGAAGGACGAAUGGCAAAAGUUGGAAGUUAGAUAA